CUCGUCAGAGGCUCAUAGCACUAGCACAGGCUACAUUACAAGGAGGCAGCUGGUGAAUAGGAUCAGAGUGGUAGAGAGAGAGAAAGGGAGAGAGAGUCAUACCGCUAACACCGGACUAAAACAAAAGAAAGGACGUGAUGGAAUAAAGCAGGACCGCGCAGAGUCGCUCGGCUUCUCACUGUCAUCUGACACCGGCUGAAGGACUUUGUUUUGGCUGAUUUCGCGCUUUGGUGACAGCUAGACAACAAUUCAAAAUGCGCCUGGCAGUUUGAACUGUGAUGGGGAGAGACUCUGCCGUUGUAACGUUGGAUAUUGAUAGCCCUGCUUAUCUCGUGGCCGUCUGUGUCGAUUUCCUCACGUUUAAACUUAACGGACAUGCUGUGUUGAAGUGUUUUGCGAGGAUAUACGCUUAAAAAGAGCGGCUGAAGCCAAUCCGUGUCAGCUAGCUGGCUAGCGGCUGUUAACGUAGCAUUGACAUUAGCCUGCUCCUCAUGGUGGACAUUUAAACACAUCUCAAGUGGAAUUAUCUUGGCAGUUACUGGAAAGUGCUGGUUAUAUGUGGAAAUUACUCGCGUGGAUUAAAGUUCCUUGUGAAAAAGAGCUAUUAAACACGGCGGUUCUCUUAGGCUGUAUUUAUACCUGUGACAGAGACUAUCCUCUCGACAUGAAUCACCACGACCGAUCCGGGGACUCCGCUAGUACCCGAAAAAUGGUUUACCCGGCGAGACGGGAGAGCAGCGGCAUCAACUCGGUGGGUGGUUCCUCCUCAUUGACAGCUUCGGGUAGCACCAGCCUUAACAGCAACAACUUUAUGCUGGGGGAUGAUUACUCACCACCUGUGCUGGUUCAGUCUCAAACACCGGCCACAUCCUCACUUGGGCCUCAGAACCCUCCUCAAAGCCUGAAUAUUCCUUUACAGUCAACCCUGUUACCCCAAACACUGCCCACAGCAGUGACACAGAUGAAGAAGAAAAGUGGCUUUCAGAUCACCAGCGUUACCCCUGCUCAGAUAUCUGUCAGCACCAACAACAGCAUUACAGAAGACACAGAGAGUUGUGAUGACCUGGAUGAGUCCCACACUGAGGAUCUGUCCUCCUCUGAGAUCCUGGAUGUGUCCCUGUCACGGGCUAACAAUGCUGGAGGACCGGAAAGGAGCUCCUCGGAGGAAACGCUCAAUAACUUUCAUGAAGCAGAGACCCCAGGGGCCAUGUCACCCAACCAACCACCCAUCCCUACCCAAGCACAUCCACAUGGCACUAUGGUUAAUGGAACUGUUCACCAUCAUCAUCAUCACCACCAUAACCAUGUGCAACAUCCCAUUCCCUCUGGAAAAGCCCUUCCUGCUGUGGUAGGUGCUGGUGGGACACCGAUCGGAAUACCAUUGGGUGUUACAUUGACAUCAGCUGUGACCUCAAGUUCUGGAGCUUUAGCCAGCACAGGCCAGAAAAUGCCUUCAAAUGUGGUGGAAAUGAUUGAGAAUGCCUCUGUUGGCACAACCAGUGUCAUCUGUCAGCCUUUGGCUACUGUUGCCUCAGGAACUGGAAUGAUCUCUGUGGCUUCAGGUGCCAGUACUGUAACAAGUAAUGUUUGUAUGUUAAAUUCCACCAGCGUGCCUGCUUUGGGUGGCAUCGGCACCAAUAGUAGCACUGUAAAUUACUCCCCUGGUUUGAAUAGUGUUAGUAACCAAAAGUCAAACUUGACACAGAUUCAGAGUGGGUUAAUUGGCGUGGGCUUCACCACGGCCACUGCUGCUACCACUUCAACAGGUGCAGGGCAGGUUGGGCCAGCUGUCAUGGGCCAGCAUGCCGUGCUUGCCCCCUCUGUCCCUCUGGUGAACGCCCAGCCUCAACAGGCCCAAGUGCCUACUCCUGCCUCCACCAGCUCACGUUUCAGAGUGGUUAAAUUGGACUCUACCUCUGAGUCUUUUAAGAAAGGUAGAUGGACGUGCACUGAGUAUUACGACAAGGAGGCCCCUGAGAACGUCCCCAGCACCAGAACAGUGGAAAGCAUCCGCCAGUUUGUGCCUGAGAGUGUGGUGUGCCUGGAGAGAGAGUGUGUUUGUGGGAGCUCUGUCAGCAGCUCGGCCAGCCAUUACACUGAGAGCCUGGGCAGUGGCGAGACGGGUGGCCCCUCAGCUGUGCAGCAGACCUUCCAGCAGCCCCCCUCUCAAAUUCAUGACUACCCAUUUUCUAACAUGUCCAUAUCUCAGAUGCAACCCCAGGAUGUAGUGCAUGCACAUCUUAAGACUAAUGCAGGAGCCCCAAUGCCAGUGAGCAUUCAACAACCGGCAGGGUCACAGACCACUAUUGGGCUUUCGUCUACCGCUAUACCCCCUCAUAUGCCCAAGCUGACAUAUGCCCAGGCAGCACAAUCAUCUCCUGCUCAAGCUCUGCCUGUGGUCACCCAGCAACAGAUGGGUUACCCGCCCACAUCACUGCCAGCUGCACCAGCCCAGGUUGCACCAGCAGGCAGCCUGCCACCUGACUUCCCUCAAUCCAAGCAGAUCAUGAACUCUGUGGCACCUGGACCAUCACAAACUUUACCCCACCUGGCUACUUCCAUCCCACCUGUAGCAGUGUCGGGGAACGCUCAGCUAAUAGCCCCUUCACAGCAACCUGUGGGUACUGUGCAAACCCCUGCUGUUGCUCAGCCACUUCCUCAAGGACUUCUGCAGCCACAACAUGCACCUGCCCCCCAGAUGGUCCAGGUGCCCACUGGCGGUGUCAUGCCACAGCUGGUGCAGUCUGCCGGGACCGGUCUUAUCCAGCAGACCCAGGGGCAGCAACUCACCUCUCAUCCCUCCAUGGAACAGCAAUCACAUCUCAGUGGUCAAGGCCGUGGCCCACAGUUUGUGCCGGCUGUGACUUCCAGCCUGCCCACAUCAAGCGUGCCUCAUAACAUUCAGAAUGAUCCCCAGUCCAGUUUGAUGCAAAACGGCUCAAAAGAGGCAGGGCCGGGGCCCACCAUGAUGCCCACAUCGCUUGAGGAUGCCCAGCUUCUUCUGUUACAGCACCAGGCCCUGCUCAUGCAAUCCAAGCCAGCCGGUGGUGAAUGUGUCUCCCAGACUGGCACCUUGCUUGGUCAAGAGGGAAGCAGUGGAGUCGAUGCCCUUUCAGCCUCGGCCAGUCUGCUGAAGAGCUUACCUGUAGACGGAGAGGAAGAUGGCUCAUCGGGUGCCAGUGUUGUGGCUAUAGACAACAAAAUUGAACAAGCAAUGGAUCUGGUGAAGAGUCACUUGAUGUAUGCGGUUCGGGAGGAAGUGGAGGUGUUGAAAGAACAGAUUAAAGAACUGAUUGAGAGAAAUUCUCAGCUUGAACAGGAAAACAACCUGCUGAAGAACCUGGCCAGUCCGGAGCAACUUGCACAGUUCCAGGCACAAGUUCAAAACGGUUCGCCGCCUUCGUCCACGCAAGGAGUGCAGCCGCCUGCACCGUCGGCCCAACUCGCAGCACAAAACUCCGGACCAUCAGCAUAGCAUGGAAUGAGAUUCCUGUUAAGGGCAAUGAGUGGCUUCAAAGCGAAGCUUACAAGCAAACAUGCCUCACUCACAUGUAGACUGACAAAAUUUGCACACCUUUCAAAACUUGACACACCAAUGACAAUCCAGUUGGCCGUUGACCAAUAUUGGACGUUGCCAAAAACCCUUGGGACUGCAAUUGUCAGGUGGAAGUGAAUAAUCUGAGAGGACACAACAUAAAGAAUCACUGUGCCUGUGUCUAAAAGUAAUGUUGUUUUUUAUUAAGGCUGUUAAGGCUGCUUUCAAUGUCUCGCUUACCUUUGUAAUGUAAAUGCUGACUGUGGUCUUUUCAGACUGCGAGUUUAUAAUAAAGCAAGCACUUUUAUGGUGACGAAUGUGAUGAAACUUUGAACAUCUGCCAAUCUGUGCCCCCAUCUGGCAUAGGGAAGGUAGAUGCGAUGACGACUUAAUAGUUGCAUUGGCAUAAUCAAGAAACUUUGAAGAAAAAUGAGGAGGAAUGAUCCAAUGUCCUAAUUCGUUUUCUUGCAAAUUCCUGGCUGCUUAUUGCGCAAGAAUUACGGAUAAGAAGUGAGCUGGAUUUCGAGGUGGGCAGGCUGAUGUAUAUUGUUGUAAGUAUUUUGUAAAAUAGCGACAUCAUGUGAAGCGUUUUCAGAGACACCAUAUAGGUUGUACAGACUUAAAGGGUAGAAGAGGUAGUUGUCUUGCUGAGAGACAACCCUUUUUUUUUUCUUUUUUUUUUUAAUGGUGUUAAAACAGGAUCAGUCUUGUGAUAGUUAU
Molecule: messenger RNA, 4255 nt
Organism: Myxocyprinus asiaticus (Chinese sucker)
Lineage: Eukaryota; Metazoa; Chordata; Actinopteri; Cypriniformes; Catostomidae
Product: TSC22 domain family protein 1-like
Exons: 3
Coding region: 557-3475 (972 amino acids)
Biological process (GO): regulation of transcription by RNA polymerase II
Source: RefSeq, a predicted model, not a curated record